Molecule: messenger RNA, 1220 nt
Organism: Microplitis mediator
Lineage: Eukaryota; Metazoa; Arthropoda; Insecta; Hymenoptera; Braconidae
Product: carbonic anhydrase 6-like
Exons: 6
Coding region: 104-952 (282 amino acids)
Cellular component (GO): cytoplasm
Molecular function (GO): zinc ion binding; carbonate dehydratase activity
Source: RefSeq, a predicted model, not a curated record
UCUUUCGAAAAAAUAAUAAUCCUUACUAACGAAACAACAGCUAACGAAAGGACAACUUUAAGCUUGCAACUAGUGGUUAGAAAAAAAACACCGAUUAACAAAAAUGAUUUUUAUAUUCAAUAUCAUUUUAGUUUCAUUACGUAUGUUAGUAAUAUCAGCUGAAUACAGCUACAAAAAUCCUGAUACAUGGGAGGAACAAUAUCCAAAAUGUGGUGGCUUCCAUCAAUCACCCCUUGAUUUAGGAGCAUAUAAUGUGAUCGAUGAUUUUUGGCUCCCUGCUCAGAAAAUAAAUGUUGAAGACUAUAAAACCGUACCUGCGAAAAUGACUAUGAAAAAUAACGGUCACACAUUAAAAAUAAUGCUUCAAUGGGGUAGGAAUGAAAAUAAGAUACCUACCAUAUUCGGGGGCCCUCUUGAAUCUGAACAUACUUUACAUUCACUAGAAUUUCAUUGGGGUCCCGAUAUUAAUUCAGGAAGUGAGCAUACAUUUAGGAGCAAGAGUUAUCCAAUUGAGUUACAACUAAUUCACUACGACUCUGAAUUUGAUAGUCUUGAGGAGGCUCAAGUCUACGAAAAAGGAAUAUUGAUCUAUUCUACGUUUUUCGAAAUAAAAUCUGAAGAAUCGGAAUUCCUAACAAAAAUAAUUGAAAAAAUUCCGGAUGUUAUCGAGCCAGGUACAGAAACAGAAAUUGAACCAUUUGCAAUCGAUGAUCUUUUUGAGGAAAUGAAUGCUAAUAGUUUUAAUAUAUAUUAUGGAUCUUUGACGUCACCGCCGUGCUCAGAGUCAGUUAAUUGGUUGAUAUCUGAUCAAAUUUUUGAGGCUACAAAAGAACAAAUCGAAGUAUUUCAGACAAUUCAUCUACUUAAUGGCGACGAUCAUAAUAAUCGACCCACGCAACCAGCAAAUAAUCGCGUACCUAAAUUAUAUGUGAAGAAAGGAGUCCUGGACUAAAACUAUGAAGUAAAUCUUAAUACAUGGAUAUUCUAUAAAUAAGUGUACAAACGUUAAAUGUUUAAAAAAUAAUGUCAAUUAUAAAAGAUUUUCUUGUUACAUUUACUUACGUCAGUGAAUUUCGCUUUAUUUUAAUUAUCAUUUUUCAAAAUAUGUAACACAAUUUGUUAUCCAUUGUAUUAGUUAAAAUUCUGUAGUCGAUGAUUAUAGUUCAGAAUAAACAAAUUCGAAUUCACAAUAAGGAAAUUCGAAUUUCAUUAAAAUGUUG